Rhinolophus ferrumequinum (greater horseshoe bat) is the source of this 11501-nucleotide messenger RNA. It is a transcript of the gene ABL2, whose product is annotated as ABL proto-oncogene 2, non-receptor tyrosine kinase. Gene Ontology annotation, biological process: protein phosphorylation; regulation of apoptotic process. The record is from RefSeq and is a predicted model, not a curated record. NCBI's taxonomy places the organism in Eukaryota, Metazoa, Chordata, Mammalia, Chiroptera, Rhinolophidae. The coding region runs from base 229 to 3762 and encodes 1177 amino acids. Gene Ontology annotation, molecular function: ATP binding; protein binding; non-membrane spanning protein tyrosine kinase activity. The transcript is spliced from 12 exons.
CGCGGAGCCGCGGGAGGGGGAGGGAAAAGGAGGAUCUGUGAGUCGCCGAGAGGCAGCGCGGCGGCUGCUGUGGGGAGUGCGGGUGCGGAGCCACGGGUGGCCGCGCCGGUCAGGGCCGGGGCCUGGACUGGGAAGGGGAAGCCGGAGCAGCGCCAGGAGCCCGAAGCCGGAGCAGAGGAGGAAUGUGACCGGGGGUCGGCGGGGGCGCGGGAGUACGCGAGCACAGGGAUGGGGCAGCAGGUGGGCCGCGUCGGGGAGGCUCCGGGGCUCCAGCAGGCGCAACCCCGCGGGCUCCGGGGCAGCAGUGCAGCCAGGCCCUCCGGCCGCAGGCGGGACCUGGCGGGGCGCACCACAGAGGCCGGCUUCAAUAUCUUCACCCAGCAUGAUCACUUUGCCAGCUGUGUGGAGGAUGGCUUUGAGGGAGACAAGACUGGAGGCAGUAGUCCAGAAGCCUUGCACCGCCCCUACGGCUGUGAGGUUGAACCCCAGGCGCUGAACGAAGCCAUCAGGUGGAGCUCCAAGGAGAACUUGCUCGGGGCCACUGAGAGUGAUCCCAACCUCUUUGUUGCACUUUAUGAUUUUGUAGCAAGCGGUGAUAACACGCUCAGCAUCACUAAAGGUGAGAAGUUACGAGUCCUGGGUUACAACCAGAAUGGGGAGUGGAGUGAAGUUCGCUCGAAGAAUGGCCAAGGUUGGGUGCCGAGCAACUACAUAACCCCAGUGAACAGCCUGGAGAAACAUUCCUGGUACCACGGGCCUGUGUCCCGCAGCGCAGCGGAGUAUCUGCUCAGCAGUUUAAUCAACGGCAGUUUCCUGGUGCGAGAAAGUGAGAGCAGCCCUGGGCAGCUCUCCAUCUCGCUCAGGUACGAGGGGCGUGUGUAUCACUACAGGAUCAAUACCACCGCGGACGGCAAGGUGUAUGUAACUGCCGAGAGCCGCUUUAGCACCUUGGCAGAGCUCGUUCACCAUCACUCCACAGUGGCUGAUGGGCUGGUGACAACGCUACACUACCCUGCACCCAAGUGUAACAAGCCUACGGUUUACGGUGUGUCCCCCAUCCACGACAAAUGGGAAAUGGAACGGACAGAUAUUACCAUGAAGCACAAACUCGGGGGUGGUCAGUACGGAGAAGUUUACGUUGGCGUCUGGAAGAAAUACAGCCUGACAGUUGCUGUGAAAACAUUGAAGGAAGAUACCAUGGAGGUGGAAGAGUUCCUGAAGGAAGCUGCAGUGAUGAAGGAAAUCAAGCACCCUAAUCUGGUACAGCUGUUAGGUGUGUGUACUUUGGAGCCGCCAUUUUACAUCGUGACUGAAUACAUGCCUUAUGGGAACUUGCUGGAUUAUCUCCGAGAAUGCAGCCGAGAAGAGGUGACUGCAGUUGUGCUGCUCUACAUGGCCACUCAGAUCUCUUCUGCAAUGGAGUAUUUAGAGAAGAAGAAUUUUAUCCAUAGAGAUCUUGCAGCUCGUAACUGCCUAGUGGGAGAAAACCAUGUGGUGAAGGUGGCUGACUUUGGCUUAAGCAGACUGAUGACUGGAGACACCUAUACUGCUCAUGCCGGAGCCAAGUUUCCUAUUAAAUGGACCGCGCCGGAGAGUCUUGCCUACAAUACCUUCUCCAUUAAAUCCGAUGUCUGGGCUUUUGGGGUGCUAUUGUGGGAAAUUGCUACAUAUGGAAUGUCGCCAUACCCGGGGAUUGACCUGUCUCAGGUGUAUGAUCUACUGGAAAAAGGGUAUCGAAUGGAACAGCCUGAAGGAUGUCCCCCUAAGGUUUAUGAACUCAUGAGAGCAUGUUGGAAGUGGAGCCCUGCCGACAGGCCCUCCUUUGCUGAAACACAUCAAGCUUUUGAAACCAUGUUCCAUGACUCCAGCAUUUCUGAAGAGGUAGCUGAGGAGCUUGGGAGAGCCGCCUCCUCCUCGUCUGUCGUUCCGUACCUGCCCCGGUUACCUCUACUUCCUUCCAAGACCCGGACGCUGAAGAAGCAGGUGGAGAACAAGGAGAAUAUCGAUGGCACCCAAGAUGCCGUCGAAAAUUCUGCUUCCAGUUCCGCACCAGGGUUCAUUAGAAGUGCACAGGCCCCCACGGGGUCCCCAGCACUGCCUCGGAAGCAAAGAGACAAGUCACCCAGCAGCCUCUUGGAAGAUGCCAAAGAGACAUGCUUCACCAGGGAUAGGAAAGGAGGCUUCUUCAGCUCCUUCAUGAAAAAGAGAAAUGCUCCCACACCUCCCAAACGCAGCAGCUCCUUCCGAGAAAUGGAGAAUCAGCCCCACAAGAAAUACGAACUCACGGGUAACUUCUCACCUGUUGCACCUCUCCAGCAGGCCGAGGGGUUCUCGUUCACUCCUGCCCAGCAAGAGGCGACUCUGGUGCCACCCAAGUGCUAUGGGGGGAGCUUUGCACAGAGGAACCUGUGUAACGACGACGGUGGUGGGGGUGGGGGCAGUGGCACUGCUGGCGGGGGUUGGUCUGGCAUCACAGGCUUUUUCACACCACGCUUAAUCAAAAAGACACUGGGCCUACGAGCGGGUAAACCCACAGCCAGUGAUGACACCUCCAAGCCUUUUCCAAGGUCAAACUCAACAUCUUCCAUGUCCUCAGGGCUUCCAGAGCAAGAUAGGAUGGCAAUGACCCUUCCCAGGAACUGCCAGAGGUCCAAACUCCAGCUGGAAAGGACAGUGUCCACCUCUUCUCAGCCAGAAGAGAACGUGGACAGGGCCAAUGACACACUCCCCAAAAAAUCAGAGGAAGGUGCUGCUCCAACCAGGGAGAGACCAAAAGCCAAACUUCUGCCCAGAGGGGCCGCAGCUCUUCCUCUGAGAACCCCCUCUGGGGAUCCAGCCAUCACAGAGAAGGACUCUCCAGGGGUGGGGGUGGCUGGAGUGGCGGCUGCCCCAAAGAACAAGGAGAGGAAUGGUGGGGCCCGCCUUGGCAUGGCUGGCGUCCCCGAGGACGGCGAGCAGGCCGGCUGGUCCUCUCCGGCCAAGGCUGCGGCAGUCGCCCCAACCACUCACAACCACAAAGUGCCCGUCCUUAUCUCACCCACUCUGAAGCACACUCCAGCGGACGUGCAGCUCAUUGGCACAGACUCUCAGGGGAAUAAGUUCAAGCUCUUAUCUGAGCAUCAGGUCACAUCCUCUGGUGACAAGGACCGACCCCGACGGGUAAAACCAAAGUGUGCCCCACCCCCACCCCCCGUGAUGAGACUACUGCAGCAUCCGUCCACGUGCUCAGACCCCACGGAGGAGCCGGCUGCCCUGGCCGCAGACACGCAGGAAGGGGGGAGAAAGGCAGCUCCAGGGCCAGUGCCCACCAGCGGGAAAGCUGGGAGGCCGGUGAUGCCGGCGCCUCAAGUGCCUCUGCCCUUGUCUUCCAUCUCGCCCGCCAAAAUGGCCAAUGGCACAGCAGGUACGAAAGUGGCCCUGAGGAAAACCAGGCAGGCAGCUGAGAAGAUCUCAGCUGACAGAAUCAGCAAGGAGGCCCUGCUCGAAUGUGCUGACCUGCUGUCCAGUGCGAUCACGGAGCCGGUGCCCAGCAGCCAGCUGGUGGACACUGGGCACCAGCUGCUCGACUACUGCUCAGGCUAUGUGGACUGCAUCCCUCAGACUCGCAACAAAUUUGCCUUCCGAGAGGCUGUGAGCAAACUGGAACUCAGCCUGCAGGAGCUGCAGGUGUCUUCAGCAGCUGCGGGAGUGCCCGGGGCAAACCCUGUCCUUCAUAACUUGCUGUCGUGUGUACAGGAGAUCAGUGACGUGGUGCAGAGGUAGCCACUGCCAGCCUCGUGGGGAGAUGCACACGCCUCUGAGGGGAGAGGGAAAGGGACUCGUUUUCCUGUGUUCUUUUCAAAACAUGAAAGACUGAUACUUGAGUGUGUUUAUGUGAAGUACCUCAGAUCUCUGAGAUCUCACGUUUACAGGUUCAUCUCAAAAAUAAAAAGCGAAACUCAUAGGAGAGGGGAAUUGGGUGGGGGUAAGGCUGGCGUGGACAGGAGUGGAAGCUGCACUGGACAUCAGGGAACGUGUGUGUCAUGCCGUGAAGAACCAAAUCCAGCCCAUCCUUACCCGGGAUGACGCAAGGUGUUAGGGCUGCCUGCAGCGGUGCCACACACAAGGGGACUGGCUUAGGGCUCCAACUCACCUCAUGAAUUUGGUGGAACAGCAGAAGGGGAAGCUGGGAAUGUACCAAGAGAAGUUUCAUUCAAGGCUGUGGGAAGCAGCCGUUAGCCGUGCUUCCACAGGGUCACUGCUGCAGUAAGAACUGCAAAUCUAAUUGCGAGAAUUAGAGAACUGGGAAAUGUGGCCUCAUCUGGAUGCGCCUGUCUGGUUUCCCACGGGUGUGUUCAUUGGCGCAGGAAGUAAAGAAUUCUGGGCAGUAUAGUCAGGGAGGGUGCAGCCUCCUGCUAAACUCUUACAUCAGCCAGCAGAAGUCCCUUCUCCCCGUCCAGCAGGACAGCCUGUCUGCUUGGUGGUGCCUGUCUGUAAACCACAAGCCUCGGGGUCUCUGCAGUGGUUCUUCCCUGCCCCUCGCUGGGCAGGCUGCCUUCCGUUAUUCCUGGCAACGUUUGGGGCACGAACCAACGUGGAUGUUGACAUUAGUGACCAGGGAAAGGCUCGCCCAGUGGAUCCCUUUUCUGAUACAGUGCCCCUCCGUAAUGACAUGUAAGGGCGUGAGCAGGUGUGUAUUUCUUUAAUAACUAAAAUACGUGAGAAAGGGUCUCUUCUUGAAACCCAGUAGCCAGGCCCAGAGGUCUGAGACUGAGGAGACGCUCGCUUGGUCCUCCUGGCUGUUCCUCUGUCCCUUUCUCCUCCCUUGUCACCCGAGACCCAAUCUAGGCAUAAAGGAGGGAGAAGCAUUUUUUCUCUCUCUGGAUUUCAAAUGAAUCAAAUUAUCCUCACAUGCUUUCCUCCUCUCAUAUCCCACCCCCACCAACAUUGUGCUUGUUUGUAAAGAUCACAUUGGGAAUCUCUUUGAUUUAUUUUAAUAUCGUAUUUUAAGAAAGUAUAAGUGAAGGAACAUGUCAUUUCCAGGGAAUAUUAGGUCCUGGAAACCUAAUGACUUAACCCUCAGAUAUGUUUUGCCUUUGAAAAAUAGGCCCUUUCCUUCCCUACUCAUUUAUAAUAAUGGAAGCUAAUUAAGAUUGCAGGGAACCGAAUCUAAUUAACCAAUAUUGAUACUGAUAUCAGGUCUAAUUCCAGUUACCACUUCAUUCUGUUUUUAAAGCUUUAUGACCCCCUCCUCCCAAGGAGAACCCAAUACACAAAAAUAAAUACAUUAUUUUUUUCCCUCCAAAGGAAUAUUACCUUAGGAAGAUAGGAAUUCCACAUUGAUGGACAGUGAAUUUUCUUCCUGGCUCUUAUCAUCGAUCCAGUCAAGCCACAGCCCCGUCUCCUAGUCUAGUAAACAAAGGUAACGAUACGUCUUCUCAUGGGUAUCUUACAAAUACGGGCAUAGCUACCCCUUGGAGAGCCCCCCCUGGAGAAAGCCCUUUAGUGCAGUGUUACGUGGAAUGGUUUUUUUCGCUCUUUGCUCAGUAGCAGAUUGUGACAUUGAGAACUGCUGAGAGUACAUUAGUGGGGCUAGCAUACUAGAGUUAAUAACUAUGUUUUGGACAGAGUGUGGCCUCCUUGACCAAGGAGGAAGUGUAGUUUUCACCAGAAAGAAAGGAAACCUUGUUUCUUUCUUAUCUUGGCUCCUGGAAAGGAGGCCCCAGGCCAAGAGAAGGAUGAGGGAGGAGACAGUGCUGGGCGCUCCUUGCAGAGACUGGGUGACCUCUGUCUGUGACAGAAGGCAGCUAGUGUGUGGCUGGAAGGGAAGACAGCCUCUUUACCUUGGAUUUAAACCAGUGCUCCUCCCAUCUCCCCUUUUGCUUCUCCCCUUCAUCAUACACUUCCAUAAACUUGAAAUUGUUUUAGCAAUUAGCCUUUUAAGGGUGGGGCAGGGAAAGCUAAAACUUUAGAAUAUUAUUAUGCUGCUUUUUUUAUGUUUAUCCCUGUCGUCGUGGGAUGCGAGUUGAGGGAUUGUAAUUGUUUUUCAGGGGAUUUUUUUCUUUUUCUUUUUUUCUCUAAGCAAGGGAUGUUAAUCCUUGAGAGCUCUGAAAAUAAACCUUGGAGGAACACUACUGAGUGUACUUAAGCUCCCUGCUUUUCUCACUGGAGCACAGUCUUGAGGGUGGGGGCUGUGUCGUACUCAGGGCAGCACCUGGUUUUGCCUGCCCGCGGUGGAUGCUUGAUGAGGUCACGAAGGGAAUUGCUUUUCCUCGGCACUGUCAGUCAGAGCGUGAGCACCCCCCACCCCCCCACCCCGUGGUGCCUGAACUGGAACAUCAGAGGUGGACGGCUUGGGGUUCAGGUUAAAGAGGCACUGUCAACCUAUUACAGAAUUACAGUUGAGGUUUUCCUUUUUCUACUUGGAAAGGACCAGAGUUUUAAAAUUACCUUAUGUAAAUUUAAAAGUUUGAAUUCAAAGCAGAGAAAACUGCUUCUAGAAACUAAAAGUGUAGUUUAAUUUUAUCUAGUUUAAAAGCAAAACAGAGAGCAGGAGCAAAAGCCCUUCUACAAAAUGUUGAAAACUUUCUAAAGUGGUUUUGUACAUAAAUGCAUACCUUUGGGCUACCGUAGCAUGAAUCCGAUCAUGUACAGAUAAUAUGAUGUCAGUUUGGAUUUCUACUAAAAAAUGCAGUAUUUGGUGUAGAAUACAUCUUCAUUGUGCUUUACAUGAAGUAUUUUCUUAAAAGGCUUUGUGUAAAAUUAAAAUAUGUAUAUUUUCCUACAGACUUCCAUCGUGAUUUUCAGAGAUACAGCCUUAAAAAAAUUGGCCCUGAGAAAUUCUUCCAGUGUUUUUCCAGAUGACCGCUAUACAUCGAGGCCAUUAUGGUGGAGCCCCUUGCCUAGCUGCAAUUUUGAGUUUAAAUUAGAAUUUUCUUAUAAUUCAAUUGCAAGUUGGCUAAUAAAAUAGUGCCCAGUUAAUAAAACAGGCUGACUCUGCUCAGGCACAGCCCAUAUUUAUUUAUCUAAAGUCAUGGAGCUUUUGAGUUGAAAGGUUACAGUAUAGAUAGUGAGUAAGAGUUCAGACUCUAAAGCCAGUCCAGAAGGCAAGUCAUUUAACCUUCCUGAGCCUUAGUUUCCUCAUUGGAAAACAGGGAUAAUAAAAGUAACUACCUCAGGGUUGUUGUAAGGAUUAAAUGAUAAUCUAUAUAAGAUGCUCAGCUUGAGUGCCUGGCGUGUAAUGAGCACUCCAUAAAUAUAAACUUCCAUUAUUAUUAUUAAACAGUCCAGUGAGUCUUAGCCAGGGAUGUGCGACCAAAUCCCCUGCGGUGUUGUUUUUUUAAAAAACAAAAAUCCCCACAAAAAAUCUGGUGCAUUGAUCAGACUUCUGAGUGGGGUGCAGUGUCAGCCUGAGUGUUUCCAAGAAUCCCUCCAGGUGUUUCCGACCCAUCAGCACUGUCUGAACACUUUUCUUUACAGCCUACGGAAUUGGAAGAGAGGAUGUAAGUUAUUUGCCCGUUAUCUCAGAGCAGUUAAUUAGUGGCGGGUGGGCAGAGCCAAGGCUGGGGUGCGGGGUCUUGGCCAUUCCUGCUGCCUUGUGAGACACUGCAGCAAAGUGGCUCAGAUGGACAAUCAGUGUGCAGUCUGCACGCGGCCUAAGCACACGCUCCUGGCACCUGACCUUCAGGAGUUUGAAUGUUGAGUAAUGGUGACACUAGCACAGCGGGCCUUCAAUAGAGUCAGUGAUUUCAAAAAGUACAGGGAGUCGUUCUUUGGGACAGACCUAGCAGUACAGCAGUCUGCACUUUGUAAUAAAGAAAUACCAAGUUAAGUUUUAAAACACCUAGUCCUACAUUCCUUUUUCUUGAAACAAAAGCAACUUUCUUGUUCCAUGUCAUUUUAAUGACUAGGAGAUAAUGUAUAUGAAAGCACUUUGAGAAAAGUAUCAAACGUGAUAUAACCAUAAGGGUGUAUUAUUAAUGUCUAUUUAGGAAAUGAAACAGUUGAUUAGAUGCUGAUUGACUUACAGGUUUUUACCUGUGGGGGACCUGAAAAUGCAGAUCUAUAAACAGUCACCUAUGUAAUUUGUGACAUUUAUAAAUAUGAAACUGCUACAUGAGUAUGUGCAGAUAGAGUAAGUGUUUUACUAAAAUUGUAGCUCAGUGCUGAGUAACUUCAGAAAACUAGGGACCAACUUUCUGGUUUAAUCGUAAUCAUUAAAAAGUAGCCGUGGGCACUCACUCCAGAACAGACAGGCUCUUCCAGGGACCUUGACUCCAGAAGAAUGAGGCCCUUGUACUUUUGAACAUUUGUCCACUACAUGUUCAGCCAUUUAGCAUCCUAAAUGCGGGGGAGCACACGCAUUACCUGUUGGUGUUGACAGUGUCUUUUUCAACCUAUGUCCUGCGUAGGUUGUUUUUUAUUCCUUUUUGUGGGGUGGGGGCAUGGGUGUGAGAGGAGACUGGGUGGCCCUAAAACCAGUGCGUUUGGGGAAUGACUUAGGAUUUCCUGUCAGUUAUAAAUGCGUUUGACAUUCAUCAUCCGUAUUUAUUUUUUUCUAAGAGUAGCUGAACAUAACUCACCUAUUAGCUUAUGAAAUAAAUGUCCAAGAGUAAAUAGCAUUGUGGCCACUUUUGAGUUUCAGCUACACUGCAUUCUGAGGGCUCCCCUUACCUUCCGUUUUUGCUACUGAUGUCACGGUUACUGUCAGGCCGGGCUCCCCCAGGGGUCCACAUUGGGCCGACAGGAUUGUGUAGUUUUGUUCUUGAGAUUUUGGGGUUUCAUCAUCUUGCAUUAACUUAUUCUACCUGAAUUUGGGGUCCAUCUCUCUGCCCUAAGCAUUUGUUAGGACCAGUCCUCUUUAGGCAGGUGGGUGUCUAGACAUAAGUUUCUUCUUAGGUAUUUAUUAAGACUCCAGCUGUCUAUCUCUCUGUCUUAGCUUCUGUCAAACAAGUAACUCAGUUCUUUUGUAAAUGCCUGCUUCAAUUUGGGAUAUGUGGCAGCAGGAGAGAAGCAGGGAAGGGCAGCCCAAGGGCGCCUGUACCCUCCACAUGACCACCCAGGGAAACUGCAGCUAUCCGUAACCUGGCCGGAGAGGAAGGCCUUGGGCUGGUUCGAAAGCCUCCCGGUGUUAACAGGCAGAAUUACGUACAUCCUUGGGAUUGCGUUUCAGUUUCAGUUCCAACUACCAGACUUUUAAAACUCUAGUGAAAGGCUUGCUCUUUUGGGCAGGCCAGUGGUGCCAGGAGUAACAAUUACCGUACCUGCUGUUACUGCCGGACUCCCCGCCAUGGCCCAGCCUCCGGUAUUACCAGGGGAGCACGGUGCGGUUCAGGGCUGUGGAACGGGCUGCUCUCUGCGGCAGCCUGUCUUUCGCGACGUUUACUGCAAUGUCCAAAAAGAUGCGUUUCUGCUCUGGAUCUGCUGCUUUUAUUGCCACCCACCCGAAGUUUAUGUUCCAUGUUGAGACAACAUGUGUGCAAGAUGGUAUUUCCUUCAUUUCUGACUUAGUGUCCUAAGUCCAAAGGAAGUCAGGGAAGGCUCCGCCCUGUGCUAACCAGGGUGGGGAGGCCUGGGCAGCUCAUCACUGCUGGAGGCUUCUGCCUUCGAACAUGGCUUCAGGAGUUGUCGGCUGAGUGGAUGGUGCACGGUUAUUGAACCAGAACUGGUAGACAUGAACUUCAUGGGAUGGCCCCACAUGGGGUGCAGAUCUGGCAGACUGCCGCACUCUUCUCCAUCUUCUUGGUGAGCUGGGGGAAGGAUGCUCUAAGUGGACCCUUCCCUCCCUCCAGGUGCACGUUACUUCUUUGCUCCUGUUACAAUUAUAAGUUUGAAAUCGUUUCUCUCUCCUAGAAAGAGUAUAUCCUUUAGCCUCCCCAUUGCGGAGCGACAUGAACACAGUAGCAAGGCCCCGUUAACUCAGCCCGAGGUUCCAGACGGUGUGUGACCUGGUCUUCAGACCUGCGGACCAUCUAAAGGAAAGGAUGUCUCCGUGAAAUGGGAAGGCUAGGCCCGACAUGUCCUCAGACCAGCCUGUGCACACCUUCUGUGUCUGUUCUGUGAGGCUCUUAGCUCAUCGUUGUACUGGAAGCAGCAUGUUUCUGGGUCGUAUGUGCCACUUACACACCGAGCUGUACACGCAGGGCUAGUGGUCUUGGAGCAUUCUAGUUCAUUCUUUUGGACACAGUGGAAGUGAACUGUCAAAUGCUAGCAGACUUUCAGAAAGGAAAUAAAGAGUUUGUAUGGUUCGAGCUUGUUUAGAUUUGCUUCUGAGCCUCAGAUGGGAAUUUUAAAUCAUGUAUUUAAGCACCAUAAACUUUGGUUGGAGAACGGGACUUCUGGUUAAUAAAAUUUUCAUGUGUAAGGAUACUUAAUUUUCAGCAGUUACAAUACAGUAACACAGGUCUGCCAAAUAGAUGCAUCCUUGAUUCAGAAGAGACUGCGAGACACUGAGGAGCUUUAGGGUCUUCAGUGACGCGUCCCAAAUACCGUUCGGCAGUUCAGAAGUACCGCCCAUGUGUUGAGUGGCAAGAAUGCCCAGAGGGAUGUUUCUGGUAGAUCAGCCCGCCUUCCUCACUUUGACGAGCCAUUUUCCACUACAGCCACUGUUCUUGGGACUCUGUUAUGAGACAUUUUCUGAGACCUUGAGAAAUCACCUUGAUUAGUCUGAUGGGACUCCAGAGAAAUUAGUAUUCAGGACUAGAAGGGACGCUGAGGUACUCAUCUUCGGUUCUUCAGGGCGUAUGUUUGGAAACCCUCUGUAUCUCAGACCUGUAUGGAGGGUACGUGUUAUGUCCGUGUUGCGUACACACUGUCGUCGUGCUCACUAGGAAAGGGGGGGGGCGUACGUGAGAGGCAUUGGGCAGGUCUCUGUCUGUGUGACCAGAAGCUGUGCCCUCAUCGGUGUGUUUGCUCUGAGCAGACUGGCAGAGCUGUUCAUGCGUGGUCAGUACCCCGUCUCCCCGGUAGAACCCACACUUCUUUGCAAUCUGGUUCUGUAAUGAUGAGCAGUGGAGAAACCCCGGUUUUAUGUUUGCUUGGCAAAAGGAAGUUUGACUGUUGUGUGGUGGUUGACAGAAUUUUGUCCUAAAACAUGAUUCAGAUCUUUUAAAACGUAUUUAAUGUUUAUACCAAAGGUCACGCCCACAGGUGUGUGUGGUGGGUGCAGAGGGUGUGUUGCUGAGGGGACAGUGAGACAACAUGGGAUCUAACCGCAAACACGUCAGUCAUGGGUCACACUACAGUGUUGUCAGGUAUUCGUUCUUAAUUGUUAUUGUAAUAUAUUUUCAGGUGUUUUGUUUUUCUAAUUUAAUUCUCUCACCCUGUUGUCUGACUGUGAAUUGCUAACAGUGUUAAACUUGAUGUAAAUAAAUGAGGCCCUUGAAAGGGGAAUGCUGUCUGCCUGUUGUCUCACAAGGCUUGCCAACUUGUGUUUUAUUUUAAAUAAAGGUUGCAAUAUUUUAUUGGCAAAGGAGGCUUGUGAUUGGAGUGUUUCUCCCCAAACUUUAACCUAUAGGGAAUGU